Messenger RNA from Dermochelys coriacea (leatherback sea turtle), 3420 nucleotides. It is a transcript of the gene RCC2, whose product is annotated as regulator of chromosome condensation 2. Lineage: Eukaryota; Metazoa; Chordata; Testudines; Dermochelyidae. The transcript is spliced from 14 exons. The record is from RefSeq and is a predicted model, not a curated record. The coding region runs from base 374 to 1984 and encodes 536 amino acids.
GUAGCAUUUGUUCUGGUGGCUCAUAUUUACAUUUUAAGUGCAUCUGGUGGGUGGGCGCUAGGGGAAAAAAACCAACCCUUUUCUUUAACAGGAAACAAAACAAAAUUAAUUAAAGCUUUUGAAUUCUUUCUUUUUGUUGCACUCUUCCUCCAAACCAGGCAGAGCCAAAGAAAAAGGGACGCUGGAGGAAAAUCUAGAAGAGGAGAGCCGGGGAAAGCCCUAACCUGAAUCAAAAAUAAACCGGCGGAGCUACACGGGCGAAAAAUAAAAAUUAAAACCUGCUGGAAAGAGUUGGAGAACAUUAAAGUUUUUUUUUUCUUCUUCUUCUUGAUUUGGAGCAACUACAAACCCAACUCCCCGAACAGCCGGCAAGAUGCCCCGGAGGAAGGCGGCGGCGGGGCCCGGGUGGGAGGCCAGCUCCGGCAACGGGACGGCCCGCUCGGCCGGCAGGAAGCGGCCGGGCCCCGGGCCGAGGAAGCGGGGCCGGCCCGAGCGCGGCGCCGGCGGCGGCGAGGGCGGCAGCAGCGGCGGCGGCGGCGGCAGCAGCGAUGAGGACGGGCCCCGGGAGCUGCUGCUGGCGGCGGCCGAGCUGGACGGGGCCCCCGGCGGCAAGAGGGCGGCCAGGCCCGGGGCGGGCGGCGGCCGAGCGGGAGGCCAGGCCGUGGUCAUCAGCGAGCCCGAGCACAGCAAGGAGCGGAUCAAACUCGAAGGGUCCAAGUGCAAGGGGCAGCUUCUGAUAUUUGGAGCAACCAACUGGGACCUGAUUGGCCGUAAAGAAGUGCCGAAACAGCAAGUGGCUUACCGUAACCUGGGCCAGAACUUGUGGGGGCCUCACAGAUAUGGGUGUCUCUCAGGGAUUCAGGUACGGACUGUGGUUUCUGGACCAUGUGCAGCUCAUAGUCUGCUCAUCACCACAGAGGGGAAGCUCUGGAGCUGGGGUCGUAACGAGAAAGGGCAGCUAGGGCAUGGAGAUACCAAGCGUGUGGAGGCUCCAAAACUCAUUGAAGUUCUCAGCAACGAGGUGAUCGCAUCAGCAGCUUGUGGACGGAACCACACGCUCGCUCUGACAGAGAGUGGCUCUGUAUUUGCGUUUGGAGAGAACAAGAUGGGACAGCUAGGUCUUGGCAAUCAGACAGAUGCAGUUCCAAGUCCCACUCAGAUAAUGUACAAUGGCCAGCCUAUUACCAAAAUGGCCUGUGGGGCUGAAUUCAGCAUGAUCAUGGACUGCAAAGGAAACCUCUAUUCCUUUGGGUGCCCCGAGUAUGGACAGCUGGGACACAAUUCCGAUGGGAAGUUCAUCGCCCGUGCUCAGAGGAUAGAGUACGACUGUGAGCUGGUGCCCCGUCGCGUUGCCAUCUUCAUCGAAAAGACAAAAGAUGGGCAGAUCCUUCCUGUCCCUAACGUGGUCGUGCGAGAUGUGGCCUGCGGUGCUAACCACACGCUUGUUUUAGACUCCCAGAAGCGUGUGUUCUCCUGGGGCUUUGGUGGCUACGGCCGGCUGGGCCAUGCCGAGCAGAAGGACGAGAUGGUGCCACGGCUGGUCAAGCUCUUUGACUUCCCGGGCCGUGGGGCAGCUCAGAUCUACGCUGGCUACACCUGCUCCUUUGCUGUCAGCGAAACAGGUGGCCUGUUUUUCUGGGGAGCCACAAACACCUCCCGUGAGUCAACCAUGUACCCCAAAGCUGUGCAGGACCUCUGUGGCUGGAAAAUCCGCAGCUUGGCCUGUGGGAAGAGCAGUAUUAUAGUGGCUGCAGAUGAGAGCACAAUCAGCUGGGGCCCAUCUCCGACCUUCGGUGAACUGGGCUAUGGAGACCAUAAACCCAAGUCCUCUACUGCAGCCCAAGAGGUGAAAACCCUAGAUGGAAUUUAUCCAGAGCAGGUGGCGAUGGGCUACGCCCAUUCUUUGGUGAUAGCCAGGGACGAAAGCGAAGUGGAGAAAGAGAAACUAAAGAAGCUGCCUGAAUACAACCCCCGCACCCUCUGAUAAGGCCAGGGCCCCGCGCCCCCUUGCCAUGGCAGCUGUCAUUUCCAAUGUGCACUGGGACCGAAAGAGAUUGCAGACCGGCAUUGAGACUUGACCGAAGCUUUUUGUUAGACUUUCCAAGGUUCAAUUUUAUAAGCGAUUCGCAGUUUUAACUACCUGUUACUGUAUCAUUUCCAAAGUGUUCGGUUCUUUUAAACGUUUGACAUUUGCUCCUGGCUCACGAGUUCCUAUUCCAAUGAAAAUGGCAGGACCUUUUGGCAUAUAAACCCCACGUACUUUGGUGAGCAGUGGAACAGCUGCUGACGCAUAAGAAGGGCCAUGUGGCGCCUGUUGCAUUGAAUUGAGGAGAGUCCCAGUUGCCAUGAAGAGCUUGGGGGAAGAUUUGGAGAGGCACAAAUGGCCAUAAGCACCCAAUUCCCAUUGCCUUUCAAUGGAAGUUAAACCCCUAAUAGCCCUGUGUGCCUUUGAAAAUCUACCCUGAGUGUCUGUGGGGCCAUCUCUGGUGAACCGAGGCAGUCAACUGCUGAGAUCUCUCUACAGAAUCAAAUUUACAUUUUCAUCUCUCUAGUUUUAAUGUGCUGGUCUCUAUUCUGUGUGAGGAGCAUCUGACAUAAGCCCCAAGGAGCGGGUAUCCAGCUGUGUAACCCCUUGGUAGAUUAAGCUGCGGGACUCUGGCUGCCACCUAUUUCAUGGCUGUUUCAUAAGCGUUGACCUUUUUGUGCGAUUUAAAUUGUUUCCAUUCAGAUUAAAAACCUCCAUUGAGACAAAAUCUAGGCCAACUCAUUCAAAUAGCCCCUGGUGCCUUGGUAGAUGGGUACCCCCAAAUCUGACACACCUUGGGGCUCAUUUUUCAGCAGAGCACUCUCAGCUCCAGUUGAAAACAACAUGAUCGGCAGGUGCUCACCCACGCGGAAAAAUGAAGCCCUAGGUAUGUCAAGUCAGGAUUCAAAACUUGUGGUCACUUAUGAAAAGGCUGUCAUGAGUGGUGCUCCUGAGUGUUGAUUGUAAAUGAAGUUGAUUCGAAGUGAGGUUGAUUCCAAGGGUGAUUGUGUUUUGUGUGAGGUUUUCAUAGCAAUUUGCCCAGCUGAUGAUUUCUUUGGGAGUCUGAAGUCUUCAGAAAUGGGGCCUAAAUGAAAACCCAGGAUUCAAACACCGCUGAAUUUGUUUGGGGAUGGAAGGGUUCGAUCAGAACUUUGCAGCUCAGGCCUUUCCCUUUGGUUGGUGAGACAUGAACCUUGAUCAAAUAAGUCUUAUUUGCCUGCUUAAUACAUACUAUACAUAAGGAGCCCACUGCAGUCAGUGGGCUGCUCUGAGCGCAUAGCUGAGCAUGUGUAUAAGUCUUUGGAGGAUCAGGGCCUCCGACAAUAGGGGGGUUAGAAUUAGUCAGAAAACAACACCUCAACGCUGAAAUUUCAAUAAACGUCUUUCCCUAAAAA